Molecule: messenger RNA, 1268 nt
Organism: Odobenus rosmarus divergens (Pacific walrus)
Lineage: Eukaryota; Metazoa; Chordata; Mammalia; Carnivora; Odobenidae
Gene: UPB1
Product: ureidopropionase, beta
Exons: 10
Coding region: 45-1199 (384 amino acids)
Molecular function (GO): beta-ureidopropionase activity
Source: RefSeq, a predicted model, not a curated record
UAGUCUGGACGUCGGCCCCUCAGCCGCGCUUGCAGACUCCGGCUAUGGCGGGGCCUGAAUGGGAGUCGCUGGAGCAAUGUUUGGAGAAGCAUCUGCCACCCGCAGACUUGAGGGAGGUGAAACGCAUUCUCUAUGGCAAGGAAACCAGGAAGCUUGAUCUGCCCAGCAGGGCUUUUGAAGCCGCCUCCGAAGGGGACUUUGAGCUGCAGGGGUAUGCCUUUGAGGCCGCAGAGGAGCAGCUGAGACCUCCUCGGACUGUGCGUGUGGGACUUGUUCAGAACAGAACUCCCCUGCCUGCAGAUGCCCCUGUGGCAAAACAGGUCACUGCCCUUCACAGACGCAUAGAAUCCAUUGUAGAGGUGGCCGCUGUGUGCGGAGUGAACAUCAUCUGUUUCCAGGAAGCAUGGACUAUGCCCUUUGCCUUCUGUACGAGAGAGAAGCUUCCUUGGACGGAAUUUGCUGAGUCAGCAGAGGACGGACCCACCAGCAGAUUCUGUCAGAAGCUGGCAAAGAAGCACAACAUGGUGGUGGUAUCUCCUAUUCUGGAACGAGACAGAGAGCAUGGGGACGUUCUGUGGAACACAGCCGUGGUGAUCUCCAAUUCCGGAGCAGUGCUGGGAAAGACCAGGAAAAACCACAUCCCCAGAGUGGGCGACUUCAACGAGUCAACUUACUACAUGGAAGGAAACCUCGGACACCCCGUGUUCCAGACUCAGUUCGGGAGGAUUGCGGUGAACAUCUGCUACGGGCGGCACCACCCUCUCAACUGGCUCAUGUACAGCAUCAAUGGGGCUGAGAUCAUCUUCAACCCCUCAGCCACCAUUGGAGCACUCAGUGAGUCCCUGUGGCCAGUUGAGGCCAGAAAUGCAGCCAUUGCAAAUCACUGCUUCACCUGUGCCAUCAACCGAGUGGGCAAGGAGUACUUCCCGAAUGAGUUUACCUCUGGAGAUGGGAAGAAAGCUCACCAGGACUUUGGCUACUUUUACGGCUCGAGCUACGUGGCAGCCCCGGAUAGCAGCCGCACCCCCGGGCUCUCCCGCACCCGGGACGGGCUGCUGGUUGCUGAGCUCGACCUGAACCUCUGCCGGCAGGUGAAUGACAUCUGGAACUUCAAGAUGACCGGCAGAUAUGAGAUGUACGCUCAGGAGCUCACCGAAGCUGUCAAACCCAACUACAGCCCCAAUGUCGUGAAAGAGUAGCUGGAUUUUAGCCCCUGCCCGCCAAGGAGGGCACCUCUGCCCCUGGCAGAUCAGCAAGUACAGCAGGCU